Messenger RNA from Bactrocera dorsalis (oriental fruit fly), 3374 nucleotides. RefSeq names its product transient receptor potential cation channel protein painless (gene pain). NCBI's taxonomy places the organism in Eukaryota, Metazoa, Arthropoda, Insecta, Diptera, Tephritidae. The transcript has 5 exons. Gene Ontology annotation, molecular function: monoatomic ion channel activity; protein binding. Gene Ontology annotation, biological process: monoatomic ion transport; transmembrane transport. Gene Ontology annotation, cellular component: membrane. The coding region runs from base 402 to 3194 and encodes 930 amino acids. The record is from RefSeq and is a predicted model, not a curated record.
GAAGCAUUUAGUUGGUGUUCUGAGUUUGUACAUUGCGGAUCGGUAGUAGGAAAGCGUUCGCGGAAGCGGAUAGACGAAGUGGUCGCUGUUAUACGGUUGUGUUGUAGUAGUUGUGAUUGAAACUAAGCUUAAUUGAAGAACUUAAAAACGCGAGUGAGUUGUAUAAAAAAGAAAGCACACAGCGCUAUGCCUCUAUAAAAAGCAAAGACUCGGCAGAGCCUUUCGGUUAAAUUGAAUUGAAUGUGCACUCAUUGUUGCAAAAUUGCAACCACAAGGAAAUUAAAACAAAAAAAAAAAACAGAACAGUUAUAAGUAAACUGACAUAAUUAGCACGACAUCAGGUUACUUAAAAAAUUGAUAGACCAUUUGUCAGCACAAUUGGGAAUUGACGAAUUGACAAAAUGUCCAAUAAACCAUACAGUGCGAUCAGUAUAACCAAUUGCGGAUUGGAUGACCCACAGAGUGAGCUGGGUGCCGCCUUUGCUAAUAACAACCUAAAAGAAUUUCGAAUUGCUCUCGAUAAAGGUGCAAACCCGACUAGAUGUGAUGACAAACAUUUCAGCGUCUUUGAGUUAGCUCUGAAAACGCAUGGCCGCGCUGCAUUUGUAGAGGAAUGUUUGAAUCAUGGUUGCAGUCCUAAUCAUUUAAACCAACAUUGGAAGAAAUCUGCAAUCAGUUUUGCCGCAGAUUCCCUGGAUCCAGAAAUUCUCAAUAUACUCCUGCGUAAUAAAGAUGUACAAGUAGAUCGACCCUAUGCCAAACUUACACCUAUUAAUACACUCGCCAAAAAAUUAACUACAGAGAAUCAGAACGAUGUAUUCGCUUGCAUUAAACUUCUUCUAGAAUAUGGCGCCUCGCCCAACAAGCCUGACGACCGUGAAAUGACGCCAUUGAACUAUAUUUUGAAAAAUAAAAAGUUGGACAGUCAAAUUAAGCGAGAACUUGUUGAACUUUUCACAUCCCAGCCAGAUUUAGAUGUCGAUAGCUUUCGUGAUGGCGAAGUACGUGAAUUGUUGAACCGUGAUUACCCCGAAAUGUUAACAAAAUUGAGUGCAGUCGAAGUAAGCUUAGAUAGGCUUAUUUCACUCCUUCGUAAUGGUAACGAAGAGGAAUUUGUCCAACAAUUUCCAAAAUUCAAAGCCAGAAUGAUGGAAAAAGAUAACAAUGCGAAUGAAGUAGAGAAGCACGAACUUCAGCUAUUCAUAGAAACAAUAAAGCGCGGUACACACAAAGCAUUUGAUUUGCUCUUGAAUUACAACGUGAAUAUAAAUGGCACCUUAGAUAAUCAAACACCCAUACAUAUUUCCACAAUUUUUGGUAAUUGGCGAGCUCUAAAAAUAUUAUUAGAACAUAAUGAUCUCAAGUUGCGCCGACAGGAUCAAUUAUUAAUCACUGUUAUUAGUCACUUAGGCGAUGAGCCAUUAUACGAUUUUGUCAAUUACGAGAAAUGUCUUUCCUUUCUACUAAAUUCGGAUCGCAUUGAUGUGAAUGAGACAGAUCCCAGUGGCUCAACACCACUUCACUAUGCCGUCAAGUAUCGCAAUCGCUUAGUUAUCCAAGAAUUACUACGUCAUGGUGCUUACAUUGGCAUGCGCAGCUCCUUUAAUGAUUUGCCCAUCGAUGGAAUAUACCCGGAAGUGUUGGAGGAACACUUUGAUAAUUGUAUCACUACAAAUGGUUAUAAGCCUGGUGAUAGUGACUUUGAAAUAUUAGUCAAUUUCAAGAAUCUCAUUGCACAUCCGCGCUUAAGUCAUGCAACGAAGUUGCGCUCACAAAACUUCCACGAAGAGAUGCCACCGAUUGCGUAUAUUGCUGAGUCAAAAGAACAUCGCCAUUUGCUACAACACCCACUUAUCACCAGUUUUUUGUUCCUCAAAUGGCAUCGUUUAUCUGUCAUCUUUUACAUUAAUUUUCUCUUAUACUUCUGUUUUGCCCUGAGCAUUAUAAUACACACCAUACUGAAAUUUCGAGAAAGCGAAUACGAAGCUCUAACUGUGUUAUUCGGACUCUUCUCAUGGGUUGGCAUCAUUUACCUCCUUAUGCGCGAAAUAAUACAAUUUGUUUUGGCUCCAUUGAAAUAUUUACGUUCGGCAAUUAAUUAUAUGGAAGUGGCACUUAUUAUAUUUUCCAUACUGACUUGUACCGAGUCCAGCUAUAACCGCGAAACCCAGAGAGUAAUAGCUGUAUUCACGAUACUCCUCGUCGCUAUGGAGCUUUGCUUAUUGGUGGGUUCAUUGCCAGUUCUUUCCAUCUCUACACACAUGCUAAUGCUGCGUGCCGUAUUAAAGAGCUUUAUCAAGAGUUUUGCUCUUUACUCAAUAUUCGUAAUUACAUUCAGUUUGUGCUUCUAUAUUCUGUUUGGCAAAUCAUCGGAAGUCAACGAUAUCACGAACGGCACCGACGCCGUAAGUGAUGGCGGCGAAUUCAACAAAUUUGCAAACCCAUUUACAGCGGUUAUCAAAACUAUUGUAAUGUUGACAGGUGAAUUCGAUGCUGGGGAUAUUGAAUUUGAUACCGUCUACAGCUAUUUGAUAUUCUUAAUGUUUGUGGUAUUCAUGUCAAUUGUGCUUUUCAACUUGCUUAAUGGUCUUGCUGUUAGCGACACACAGGCCAUUAAAGCGCAAGCCGAACUAAAUGGUUCCAUUUGUCGGACUCUUCUACUCACACGCUACGAACAAGUCCUGACUGGACGCACCGGACAUGCCAGUUUCAUCAUUAAACAUGAACCGUUCCGCACAAUAUGCCGCCGCUUAAUGAAUCUCGAUUCCAAUUAUAUUGUUGGCCGGCAAAUCGCCAUUCUACCAAAUGACCACAAUAAAGUACUCGUCGGUGUGGCCAACGGGGAUGUCGGCAUCGAUGCCAGUGUAGAAUCGAAAUACCAUUUCGCCCGGAAUAAUGAGGUUCGCAACUCGAAAUCACAAUUUUUACCAUUGUCAGAAGAAAAUACCAAUCAUCAGAAAAAGUUGCUUGAUGCACCCGUUUCAUUCUUGCCCUGCUGCUGCACCUGCAUUACCGGAAGAUGCUCUGAAAUGGAUAGUCGAACUGUAAAAUUAGCUAUGGCAGUAAUCGAACGAAAAAACACAUCACAAGAAGAUAAGAUGCGUGAAGCGAAUACGGAAAGAAGACUGAAGAAUAUAGAGGAACGAUUGGCACAGAUGACGGAGCUCCUGCAGAAAUUAAGUCAAGAACAAUAAAAAUGCCAGUUCAAAGUUGAUAUCAUUAUCAGUAAUUGCUAUAUUAACUUUUCUAAUAAUUGUGCAAACUUUAAGUGUCCUUAGGGUUAUUUAUUCAAGAUUUUUUUUUUUUAACAAAUACGCAUGUAUCAAAAUAUUUAUGAUAACUUCUAAUGCAAAAUAAAAUGUCCAAAGUAAUAA